GCCGCGCCGCCGCGCCGCGUGGGACCACCCCGAGCUGCCGCCACCGUGGCCGACGGGGGCGGGGCCGCGGCCCGGGGAACCGCUGGCCGAGGAGGCGCCCCCAGGGCCGCCGAGGGGCGAGCUCACGUCGCCGGACUCGGUGGCGCCGCCCCCGGGCGCGGCGGCCGUGGACGCCGGCAGCUGGAUCGUCGACGGGCUGUGGCGAGGAGGCUGCUCCGAGAGGGUCAACUCUCAGGAGUACAACAGCUCCCAGGAGACGCUCGCCAUGCGAGCGGGCCCCGCGCAGAACCCCGUGGAGUCGAGCUUGCCAGCGACUUGGUCCUACUGGGACGGCCCGGUGGCUGCCGCGCCCGCGACGCAGCUGGAUGCCACCCGCGACGAGGCCGCCUCCGCGGGUGACGCCGAGCCGUGCUUCGCCGCCACCCAGGCCUACCCCGAGGCGGGGGCGUCUCCGACGCCCGGCGCCCGGCCGCGGCCGGGAGGCCGCCAGCUCGGCCCCUCGUUCAGCAUCGGCUGUAGCGCCACGCUCUCCGGAGUCGCCCGCCUCGUCAGGGGCAUGCUGCCGACGAUGCUCGCCUCCAUCUUCCGCGCCGACGAGGGGGCCGCGGGCCAGCGGAAGCAGCCAGCCGACGCCGAGGGCGUGCCGCUGCCGCGCGGCCCCGCGCCCCUGCCCGUCAUCGGAAACCUGUGUGACCUCACCGGACUUGCUGGCGGCGGCAAGGACAUCCCGGGGCACCCAGACGGUGGCUUGCACAUGCACAUCCCCAGGCUCGUCUCCGAGUACGGCGGCCUGUUCACGCUCGAGAUCCCCUCGGGGCUCGUCGGCCUGCCGCUGCAGAAGCUCGGGGGCCCCACCGCGGUGGUCGCGGACCCGGACCUGCUCGGCGAGAUGUUCCGCCGCCCGGAGGUCUUCCAGAAACGGCUCUUCAAGCACAGCGCGCUGCGCAAGGGCGUGGCGGGCCAGGGCCUCUUCACCACGGACGACGACGAGCCCAUCCACGACCAGGCCGCCCGCAUCCUGCUGCCGGCCUUCUCCAUGAAGGGCAUGCAGGAGUACUUCUCGAUCAUCCUGGACACCACCGAGACGCUCGUCCAGCAGUUCAACCGCCGAGGCGGUGCCGGCGCCAUCGACCUGCAUCCGCUCUUGAGCUGCUACACCUUCGACAUCAUUGGCAGGGUCGGCUUCGGUCACGACUUCCGGUCCCUGACCGAGCCGUGCCGCUUCCUCGACCUCUUCACGGAGUUCUCCGAGGCUCGGCUGCGUCUGAACGGGGGCGUCGGGGGCAGCUUCGCGCCCACCAAGCUGGUGGCGGGCAUGAUGUCUGGAGAGAUUGCGCACCUCCAGCGCAUCCAGGGCCAGAUCGCGGAGGAGAUACAGGCCCUGAUCGCGGCCAAGAAGCAGAGCUGCACGGGCGGCGGCGGCGGCGGCAGCGGCGGCUGCCCGUUCAGCGGCGCUGCAUCGGCGGACCCCAGCGGUUGCCCGUUCGCCGCGGCCGCCGGUGGGGAGGGCGGGAGGGCGGUGAAGGACAUGGCGGCCCGCAUGCUCACCGUGCCAGACCCGGAGACAGGCGAGAUGCUCCCCAGCGACAACGUCGUCAGCCAGGCCGCGACAUUUCUCGUCGCUGGGCACGACAGCACUUCCACCGCGAUCACGAUGCUGCUGUACCACGUGGCAUCGAACCCGGACGUGGAGGAGAAGGUCUACAAUGAGGUGAUGUCCAUCGUUGGCCACGGCCCGAUCACGUGGGAGGCGCUGGGCAGAAUGAAGUACUGCACGCAGGUGGUCAAGGAGAAUCUCAGGCUUUUCGCGCCCGCGCCGAACUUCGUCAAGUCGAGCCCGCCCGACGAGGAGGUCAGCCUGGGGCCAUACCGGAUCCCGCCAGGCACCAGCCUGUUCUGCAGCAUCUGGGGCCUCCACAGGAACCCGAAGGUCUACCCCGAUCCCCUGAGGUUCGACCCGGACCGCUGGUCGGACGAGAACGCCGCCGGGAGGUCCCCCUACGCGUGGCUGCCGUUCAGCUAUGGCAAGCGCGCCUGCAUCGGGCAGCAGCUCUCGCUGAUCGAGCAGCGCGUGUGCCUCGCCACGCUCUGCCGCCGGUUCCACCUGCGGGUGGACCCCGCCACGAGGCUCUCCGUGACCGCCCCGCUGUUCCUGGACCCGCAGGGCAUCCUCCUGAAGUGCGUCCCGCGAGGCGCGGAUGUCGAGAGGCCUCCUCCGUCGGCUCCGGCGGUGGCGGCCGCCGCCUCGGCGCGGGUGCACGACGUCCGCGAGGUGGAGGAGCUCAGGGGCAAGCGGCUCGUGGUGCUGUUCGGCUCCAACAUGGGCACCUGCGAGGACCUGGCGGACCGCGCCGCCUCGACGGGCCAGCGCAUCGGCAUGGUGGUGGAGAAGCACCCGAUGGACCGGCUGGCAUCGGGCCUCCAGCUGCCCAAGGGCGCAGACGGCGCUACCAUUGUCGUCACGAGCGUGUACAAUGGGCAGCCGCCCGACAACGCCCGCCGCUUCAGCGAGUGGGUCGACAGCCCCAGCGCCCAGGCCGCGGUGGCGGGUGCGCGCUUCGGCGUCUUCGGGUGCGGCAACAGGCAGUGGGCGGCCACGUACAUGAAGUUCCCGCGCCGGGUGCAGGAGCGCCUCGAGAGCCUGGGCGCCGAGUCGAUGAUACCGCUCGGCGAGGGCGACGUGGACGGCGGGGAGGCCGAGUUCAGCUUCGUCCGCUGGCUCGUCUCUGCGUCGGUGGCGCUCAUGCGCGCCCACGGAGCCCAGAUCCCCGAGAGUAUCAAGGAGAGCAUGUACCCAAAGCCCCCCGUCUACGAGGUGCUGCUGAAGCUGGGCGCCACGGCGGAUGACAUCCCGAUCGAGGUAGCGAGGGCCAACGCCGAGGAGUCAAAGCAGCGGGCCUUGAACUCGUUCCUCGCGGGCAACCGCGCCUUCCUGGCGAACGUGACGAGCAAUCGCGAAUUGCUGACAGCACCUGGGCGCUCCACCCGUCACAUAGAGGUGGAGCUCCCAGAGGGAACCAGCUACCUGGCGGGCGACCACCUCGGCGUCGUGGGCGCCAACCCGGACGACGUUGUCCUCGCCUACAUGGACCAGCUCGGCCUGGCGCACGACGCGGUGGUGCGCCUGGAGCUGGAGGAGGGCCAGUCUCUGUCGACCGUGCCGCUGGGCAGGCAGGUGAGCGCCUUCGUCGCGCUGGCCCGCCACUUCGAGCUCCAGCAGCCCGCCUCCCGCCCCCAGCUGCACGCCCUCGCGAAGCUGGCCGCCGACGCCGCAGAGGCCGAGCACCUGCGCGCGCUGGCGGAGUACGGGCGCGGCAACACCGGCGAGCUGCCGGAGGGGUGCCCCGACGAGUACGAGCGCCACGUGCUGCGGCCCAGGCGCACGAUCCUGGAGAUCCUUCGUGAGCACCCGUCCGUCAACGCCCCCGCGGGCGUGGUGCUCGGGAUGCUGCCGCCGAUGAAGCCGCGGUACUACUCGAUCUCGUCCUCGCCGAAGGUCUCGCCCAGGACCGCGACCAUCUCUGUGAGCGUCGUGCAGGGCCGCUCGCCCACGGGGCGGCUCCACCUCGGCCUGUGCUCCACCUGCCUCCGGUCCCAGACGGGCCAGACGCCCUACCCGCCCACCGUCAUGCCCCGCCGGCCGCUGGGCCCCUCCGGGCUGGGCGUGCCCCUGGUGGCCUUCGUGAAGGACACGGGCUCCUCCUUCCGGCUGCCAGCCGGCGACGUGCCGGUGAUCAUGGUGGGCCCAGGCACCGGUGUGGCCCCGAUGCGUGGCUUCAUUCAAGACCGCGUGGCAGAUGGCAGGUCUGAGAACGUGCUCUUCUUUGGCUGCCGGGACGAGUCCGACUACAUAUACCGCAACGAGCUGGAGGCCUGGGAGAAGGAGGGUUGUUUGAAGCUGUUUGUUGCGUUUUCGCGGAAGCAGGGUACUCCGAAGACGUACGUGCAGGAUAUUAUCUCGCAGGAGGCAGCCUUGGUAGCGGAGCACGCCAGGAGAGGCGGUUAUAUCUACAUUUGCGGCGAUGCCUCUAAGAUGGCUCCCGAUGUGAAGGCCACUUUCGCCCGCGUGCUCACAGAAGCAGGCUUGGGGGACGAUUGCGUGGAGAAGAUGAUGGCCGAAGGCCGGUACUGCGAGGAAACGCACUCGGGCUGCGUGGCCCCGCUGGGCUGGGUGGGGCACCCCGGCAGCAGCUCUGCCGUGGUCAAGGGGCUCAGCUUUUGGGCCGCCGAUGGGCAGCCAGAGAGCCAGGGCGCGGACCUGCCGGAGACCCAGGAGGUGUACGCGGACCUCCCCGACGAGGCCGACGAGGCGCCCGUGGCGCUCGUCGCGCCGCCGGCCCCCGCUGCACCCGACCCUCCCGCGGCGCCCAGUGCCGCCGCCCUCGCCCCCGUCGGGCUCGUGGCGCCCGAGCCUCCCGCGGCCCCCGCGGCGGCCGAGGCGGCGCCGGAGGCCCCCGCGGCUCAGGCGGCGCCAGUGCCGCAG
Messenger RNA from Prorocentrum cordatum, 4483 nucleotides. Lineage: Eukaryota; Dinophyceae; Prorocentrales; Prorocentraceae. The record is from the annotation of a GenBank genome assembly.